AGUCUACAACAUGUCAUGGCGGAAGGCAGUUUAUUCAAAUAGUUUGUCGCCGUCGGUUUAACAGCCACACACACUCCACCCUUAAUACAAAAGUAUUUUUAACACUUUCCGUUGGCCACUUAAGAGCCAACUUCCUUUAAUUAACGGACUUUAACGUAAAGGCGUCGUUUUGCUGAAAUUCGUAGCAGUUUACAGUGUCGCUUAACUAAAGGAUUUAACACUAUAUUCAGCAACAACAACAAAAAAUAUGUUUCGUUUUGUCGUAUUAACCACCCUAAUUGCAGUCGCUGCUAGCCAGGGCUAUCAUCAAGAUCCCAAAACUGCUGCCAUUAUCAGCGAACAACGUUAUCUAUCUGGAGAUGGUAAAUUUGGUGCUGCCUACACACAGGAAGAUGGCAUAAACUUUAAAGAAGAAACUGAUUCGGAUGGUACCCGUCACGGUAGUUACAGUUAUGUAGAUCCCACUGGCCAAAGACGUACCAUCUCUUAUACGGCUGGCAAAAAUGGAUUCCAAGCUUCUGGUGACCAUUUGCCUGUAGCUCCUCCAGCACCACCACAACCCGUUCCCCAACCUGGCUAUGCUCCUCAACCUCAAUAUCAACCACAGCCUGCCCCUGGCCCAUCUUUCCGCAGCAAUGACUACGGCGACGAUGGCUCUUAUGAUCCCCGCUAUAAUGAUCCAGGUUUCGGUCAAAACAGUCAAUCCUACAACCAACCCCAAUAUCGUCCUCAGCCACCACCUCAACCCGCCUACAACCCUCCAGCUCCAGCUUACAAUCCACCUGCUCCCCAAUACAACCCAGCUCCACAACCACAAUAUAAUCCUCAGCCCCAAUACAAUCAACAACCCCAAUACACCACUCCCAAUCCUCACCGUUUCUCACCACCCGGUAAACUCUCUCUGAAUCGUACUCCUGAUGGUUUCACCUAUAGCUUUAACAAAGUACGUUAAGUUGUAGUUGUUAAAAGAGAGUGAUAGAUUGAGUUUAAUUUAAAGUUUAAUAUUUUUUGUAAAUGUAAUUUAAAAUUUCCCUCCUAAACUUUUUUUAUUAAAAUAAGAGACUUUUUAUAAUUAUUUUUUUGUAAUUUCCUUCUCUUUCUUCCUCUCGUUCUCCAUCUGUCUCACGGUUUCCUCUGUUAACCAACACUGCCUUUUUAUAUAACUCUUGCAUUUCCGUUUUAAAUAAAACAACAUGAUCGCGAUCUAUAAUAACAUCUCUUUGCCCUUUGUCUCUCUAUCCAUUUGCCACUUUCAUAUCCUGUUCCCUAAAUCAUCCUCUUUUUAGAAUAUUUUCAUUUCCUUCUCUAGAAACUUUCUUGAUCUUGUGAUAUCGAAAAAUUGUUGCAACAAUUCUUUUUCAGGUUUAAUUUUCCUUUUAUUAUUUUUUUGUUUUUUAUAAGUUUAAAAUAACUUUUCCUAAAUACUGUUACAUAAAUGUCUCUAAAUAUUUUUGUAAUAUUUUUAAAAUAAAAACUAAGUGUGUGUGCUAAAGAAAAUAAAUAUGUACAUUUUUUUUAAAUACAGAAAAGUUAAACAUUUUAAUAAAAAAAAUACGAAAAAUAAAAA
This is a messenger RNA of Calliphora vicina (urban bluebottle blowfly), 1567 nucleotides long. It is a transcript of the gene Cpr100A, whose product is annotated as Cuticular protein 100A. NCBI's taxonomy places the organism in Eukaryota, Metazoa, Arthropoda, Insecta, Diptera, Calliphoridae. The transcript has 3 exons. The coding region runs from base 248 to 952 and encodes 234 amino acids. The record is from RefSeq and is a predicted model, not a curated record. Gene Ontology annotation, molecular function: structural constituent of chitin-based larval cuticle. Gene Ontology annotation, cellular component: chitin-based extracellular matrix.